UUUGUGUGUCAGAACCUGACUGAGGACUACCUGUUGAUGGAGGGACAGACUGAGGACAGUCAGCUGAUGCUGGACCACACCGUGGACCUGAGCCACGACAUCACCAACACAACCUCGAUGGUAGAUCAGCUGAGUGAACAGCUGGCUCGGUGGCGCCCCCUGCUGAUGAAACACGUUGACUCUCUGGUCGUGGGACUGAAGAUGAGCGAUGCUCUGGAGAAGGUUUACAGCGCAGAAAGCCACGCCCACCUGCUGCAUAGCCACGCCCACUCUGUGCACAGCUCUCUGUCGUCGGUGUGUAACGCGUCUCAGAACAGCAGCCGAUUGGUUCAGCUGGACAGUGACAUCACAGAACGAGUGGACUUGGCGCAGCAGGUCGCCGCCAUCGCCCAAUCAGCUGCCUCGCUGGCUCUCAACACGAGCGUCCAAUCAGAGCUGCCGCUGUCAGAAGAGGGCGGAGCCAGACUGAAAGCCAGCGCCGCAGUUUUAGAAGAAAGUCAACGAAUCAAUGAGACCGCUGCAGAGCUGCAGCUGAAUGUCUCCAUGGUAACCAGCCGGCUGGGAUUGGUCGGAGACAGCGUGCGUAACUCCAGCCUACUCCUGCGUCAGCCAAUCAGAGAGCUGCAGAGCCUGUCGAACGGCUCCUCUGAUUGGCUGGAGGUCGUGACCCUUCAGGCGUCUCGCUCCAGCCUGCAGGAGGCGCUGCAGCGGCUACACCGCCUCACACUGCAGCUACAGAACUCUUCUUCUGUGGUGGUCAACACCAACAACACCGUCAGGGAGACCAACAAGCUGGUGAUACACACACACUCAGCAGCCAAUGAGGCGCAGCGUAAGCUGGAAGAGGCGGAGCAUCGUACGGAGCGUCUGAUGGAGCGGAUCAAGCCGCUGAGCAUGCUGGGAGAAACGCUGAGCAGGAACCUGUCUGACAUCAGAGAGCUGAUCGACCAGGCCAGGCGCCAGGCCGCCUCGAUUAAGGUGGCCGUGCAGGCCGACAGAGACUGUGUUCGCUCCUACCGGCCGCAGAUCCUCUCCAGUAACUUCAACACUCUGAGUCUGGUCGUCAAGACAACCAGCCCCGAAAACCUGCUCUUCUUCCUGGGCAGCAACACCACGGUGGACUUCCUGGCUGUAGAGAUGCAUGCUGGGAAGGUGUCUCUGGUUUGGGACGUGGGUUCAGGCAGCAGCAGACUGGACUUUCCUGGACUGGACAUCAGCAACAACCAGUGGACCAGAAUCAACGCCACACGGUUCGGGGCCCACGUCUCUCUGUCGGUCCAUCAGCUGGAGGCGGAGGCGGUGCCGUUGCCCGCGGUGACGACGACGUCGCCGGGCCCGGCCCGAGUUCUAGACGUCGACGAGAACUCGGUGAUCCACGUCGGAGGACUCGGACCGGAGACCCGGCGGCCGGCGCCGCUGGGGGCAGUCGUCAGCUUCCAGGGCUGCCUGGGGGGGGCCUCGCUCAACGAGAAGAACAUCGGACUCUGGAACUACGAGAGGAGGACCGGGGCUGUGGGGGGCUGCUUCAGCAGUCCCCAGGCGGAGGAGACCUCCUUCCACUUUGAUGGAUCUGGCUUCUCAUUGGUUCAGAAGUCUCUGAGAGCGACCUCCACCUCCAUCGUGCUGCUGUUCAAAACGCUGUCGCCGGGCGGAUUACUGCUGUACCUGGCCUCCAACAACACAAGGGACUUCCUGUCCAUGGAGCUGGUUGAGGGUCGUGUGCGUCUGACCUUUGACCUUGGCUCCGGCGCUCUGACCUUGACCUCCAACAGGAAGUACAACACCGGCGCGUGGUACAAGAUCACGCUGCAGAGGAGCAAACGCAAAGGUUACCUGUCCAUCAUGGCUGCCGACCAAUCAUCCGAGAAGGAGGUUUUGGAGGCGGAGUCUCCCGGCUCGGCUUCGGACCUGAACCGCUCCGACCUGGACCCCAUCUACAUCGGAGGACUUCCUGCCUCCCGCCCAAUCAGGCGACAGGUGGUGUCCAGGUCGUACGUGGGCUGCAUAAAGAACGUGGAGAUCGCCCGGUCCAACUUCGACCUGCUGAGAGACGCGUACGGAGUCCGCAAGGGCUGCGUCCUCGAGGCGGUGCGCAGCGUGUCGCUGUUGGCCGGUGGCUUCGUUGAGAUUGCGGCGCCGCCACUUGGUCAGGAGGCGGAGCUUCUCUUCUCCUUCUCCUCCCUCAACCAAUCAGGAGUCCUGCUGGCUGCCUUCAGCGAGGAGCGCACACAGAGAAAGUACUUCCUGUCGGUGCAGCUGUUGUCCGGAGCGCUGGAGGCGGAGCUUGGCGAGGUGGGCGGGGCUACUCGGAAGGUGACGGCGGUGAAACCUGACGGAGCGUCCUUCAGCGACGGGACAAAACACUCGGUCAUCAUCAACGUCAACAGGAAGUCCCUGUCUCUGCAGGUGGACGAGGAACAAAGGAAGUCUGUCUCUCUGUUGCCGGGCGGAUUAUCUCGUCUGUCUCCAGCCUCUUUCUUCAUUGGUGGGCUGCCAUCAGGGGAGGAGUCUCGUCUUCCAAUCAGAUUACAGGAGGUGUACCGGAGUUUCAGAGGUUGCAUCCAACACCUGGUGCUGUCCGGAGCACUGGUGGACCUAUCAGGGGCUGUGAAGUACGAGGGGGCGGAGCUCGACAGCUGCCUAUUGGAGGAGAGGGCCGGGGGGGUGGUGCUUCCUGAAGACCAGGAUGUAGAGCCAACUGACCCCGCCCCCCUGCCUGGAACCCCGCCCAUCCAGCUGGGCGCCAUGACACCCGGAGCGCUCACGUGUGCGUUGGAGGCGGGGCCUAGCUUCCUGCCGGCGGCGGUUCAGUUUGGUUCGUCCAAACACAGUCACAUGACCUUCAUCAUCGCCCCGGACGCCGUCAGGAAGAGUGUGUCUCUGAAGUUGUCGGUGCGAAGCCGAGCGUUGGACGGUUUGCUCCUCCUCCUGUCAGACUCCAAGCAGAUGGACUUCGUCGUCCUCCGACUGACUGCCGGACGCCUGAUGAUGUCAGCAGACCUGGGAAGAGGCCCCGCCUCCAUCACCUCCUCAGUCGCCGUUAACGAUGGAGAGUGGCAUGCUGUGACCGGUGAGGUGAGCCGGAGGUCUCUGUCGGUGUCUGUAGACGGGUUGAGUCCUGACUCGGCGUCUCUGAGAGGAAACCAGCUGGACGUAGACAGCAGCCUCUACCUGGGAGGACUACCACACACACACUCCACCCGCAGGAUCAAUGCCAGCAGCAGUAUAUCAGGAUGUGUUCGCUCCGUCAGUCUCAACGGCGCCAUGUUGGAUCUGUCCAAGCCCGCCUCGCAGCAUGAUGUCACUUCCUGUUUCACCACCGACCAGACAGGAAGUUACUUUAAUGGCAGCGGAUACGCCACUCUCAUGCGUGAUGGUUAUAAGGUCGGCUCUGACGUGUCAGUGUCUCUGGAGUUUCGAACGAGCCAAUCAGACGGCGUGUUUCUGGGAAUCAGCAGCGCCAAGGUGGAUGCCAUCGGACUGGAGAUGAUCAACGGACAGGUGGUGUUUAACGUGAAUAACGGCGCUGGCCGAGUAUCGGUGCGUUCCAUUGGUCCGUUGCUGUGUGAUGCUCGCUGGCACCGCCUCCUGGCCAGGAAGAGCAAACACAGCCUGAGCCUGAGCAUCGAUGGGCGGAGCUACUCCACCCCAAACCCUUACCCACAAUCCACCUCUGCCGAGACCAACAACCCCGUCUACCUGGGAGGCUUUCCAGUGGGGGUGAGACAGAACUGCCUGUCUACCAUCUCGAGGUUCAGAGGAUGUCUGAGGAACCUGCAGCUCGUUAAGUCUCACCUGUCUGUCGCGCUGGACCUAAGCUCCGCCCAAUACCUGUCGGGCGUCACUCCCAACUCAUGUCCUGUUGCCAAGCAACGGCCAGCCGGCCUCUGAUUGGUCCAACAGUUUGAUGAG
This is a messenger RNA of Perca flavescens (yellow perch), 3912 nucleotides long. RefSeq names its product laminin subunit alpha-1. The record is from RefSeq and is a predicted model, not a curated record. NCBI's taxonomy places the organism in Eukaryota, Metazoa, Chordata, Actinopteri, Perciformes, Percidae. The transcript is spliced from 25 exons. The annotation marks the transcript as partial. Gene Ontology annotation, biological process: cell adhesion.